Molecule: messenger RNA, 363 nt
Organism: Bolinopsis microptera
Lineage: Eukaryota; Metazoa; Ctenophora; Tentaculata; Lobata; Bolinopsidae
Product: sperm protamine P1-like
Exons: 1
Coding region: 1-363 (120 amino acids)
Source: RefSeq, a predicted model, not a curated record
AUGAAAUGUAAAAAGAAGGGAAAGGGAGGGUGUAAGAGACUGGGAUCUAUGAAAUGUAAAAAGAAGGGAAAGGGAGGGUGUAAGAGACUGGGAUCUAUGAAUAUAAAAAGAAGGGAAAGGGAGGGUAAAAAGAAGGGAAAGGGGGGGUGUAAGAGACUGGGAUAUAUGAAAUGUAAAAAGAAGGGAAAGGGAGGGUGUAAGAGACUGGGAUCUAUGAAAUGUAAAAAGAAGGGAAAGGGAGGGUGUAAGAGACUGGGAUCUAUGAAAUGUAAAAAGAAGGGAAAGGGAGGGUGUAAGAGACUGGGAUCUAUGAAAUGUAAAAAGAAGGGAAAGGGAGGGUGUAAGAGUGUCACUGUCAAAUAA